Spinacia oleracea (spinach) is the source of this 1754-nucleotide messenger RNA. Its product is annotated as probable membrane-associated kinase regulator 4. The transcript has a single exon. Gene Ontology annotation, cellular component: plasma membrane. NCBI's taxonomy places the organism in Eukaryota, Viridiplantae, Streptophyta, Magnoliopsida, Caryophyllales, Amaranthaceae. The record is from RefSeq and is a predicted model, not a curated record. The coding region runs from base 420 to 1511 and encodes 363 amino acids. Gene Ontology annotation, molecular function: kinase inhibitor activity.
UCUAAAAUAAGUGAUGAUUCUCUUCUAAGUGAAGCAGGACCCAUGAGGAGUCCUUUCACUACGCAAGCGCACCCGAUAAUUCAGAGUCAUACGGGAAAUUAUGUUUUACAGUAUACCAAAAAUAUAUAUAUAGAGUUAUAGACAGAUAGGUCAGAACUCCAGAAACUGGGCCAUAAUCAGUUUUAUUUAUCACACAUUAGAAAAGUUUCUUCUGCAUGAUGCUCUGAAUUUUAUAUGUGGAGGUUUUCAGAGUUUUCACAAUACUUCUGAGUUUUUUCUUUUCAAGUUUCAUCAUUUUGGCAUCAUCCUCUAUUUUUUAAAAUUAAAAUUUGGCAUUCUAUAUAUCCUUUUCCCCCUCAUUCUUCAGUUUUUACACAUUUUUAUCAUUUCAAAAGGGAAGAGAAUUAGAGAAAGAUAUAAUGGCUGUGGAUUACUACUCAUACAAUCAUAAUGAACAUAAAGUAGAUGUGAAGGAAGAAGAAGAUGAUGAUGAUGAAGAAGACUACAUAGACAUGGAAGUGAGCUCGUUUGCUCACUUCUUUUCUCUCUCAACAAACAACCCUUUGUCUUCUCCACAACAUGCUCGUGAAUUCGAGUUUCAAAUGUCGUCAUCCAUGAAUGUAGAGAGAGAGUCAACUACAUCACCAGCUGAUGAGCUUUUUUACAUGGGGAAAUUACUACCUCUGCACCUCCCACCUCGUUUACAGAUGGUUGAAAAGCUUCUUCAAGAUUCAACCCCUAAGAAUUUUAACGAGUUUUACAGUACUCCUUUGGGUACUAAUACUGCAACUACCCCAAUAACAAGCACUACACCUUUUGAGUCAUGUAAUAUAUCUCCAGUUGAAUCUUGUCAGGUUAGUAGAGAGCUUAAUCCUGAAGAGUAUUUUCGUGAGGAUGAUUGUUUUCAAAAGGGUGAUAAUUGUGUAAAGAAGUCUUGGACUAAAAAGUUGAAGACAAAGAUUAAGUCUUUGUUUGGGAAAUCAGAUGAAUUCUCUGCUUCUUCUUCUUCUUGUUCAACUGCGAAAAGCAAGGAAGAAAGUUCGAGUUUAGAGAAGGAAAGCAAGAAAAUUCCAUGCAAAAGAAUUCAACAAGUUGUUUCUCAGGAUAGAUUUGACAGAGAAAAUGAUGACAAAGAGGGUAAAAUUUGUCACAGGAGAUCAUUUUCUGGUGCAUUUAAACGGCGUUCAUCAACAGCAACUAAGUUAUCUUCUUCACAUUCACCAGGAUCAUCCUCCACUUCUUCUUCUUCAUCAUCUUCUUCGUCUUCUUCAUUGAGUACUUCAACAAGCAAUCAUUCAAAUGGGGUGAAGGAUUUCCCAUUGCUUAAGAGAAGCAGCAGUGUGAAAUCAGAGAUUGAGACCUCAUUAAUCCAAGGAGCCAUUGCUCAUUGCAAGCAAUCAUCACAACAGGCGAUACAAUCUCGAAAAACUUUGAGUGAAAUCGGUUGUUAUUCAUUCCCUUCUUCCAGGUUUGCUGUUCUUGAUGAUCAAACAAGCCUUUGCAGGGGUUGAGAUAGAAACAAACAUAGGAAAAGGGAGAUUAGAACUUAAAUUUUAAAAUGUGUUUUUUUUUAAUCAAGUGAAUUAUGUGAUGAUACUUGUAUGCUAAUCUAAUAUGGUUUUGGUUAAUUUUCAUAAUUAGCAAACUGAGUGUUUGAUUUGAUUUGCCAUUCUUGUUGUUUUUUCUGUUGUCCACCAAACUUUCAUGAUUUUCAGGGUACUUGAUGAAAUACAAUUGUUCAAAGAUUCUCAUCA